AUGCUCGUAGGGACAAAUUUUAAAAAUGCUCAAAUACUUGUGAUCGAUACCCAGAGUGACGAAGGUAGCGAUGACGAAGAUGAAUUCGACGACGGUCAUUUCGAACAACAUGAUCAUAUCGACGAUGCAGAUGUUGACGACGAUGAUCGGAUGAAAGAUUAUGAAGAAGAUGCGUUUGAUUCUGCCGAAGAUGCUGAUGAUGAAAACAGUGAUGACGAUGUUCGUGGCGAGGAAGAGAAUGACAAUCACUGCCAUUCAUCUGAUGAUGAUCCAGAAACGACUACUGCUUUUGAAAACCUACAGGAAACAUCGUACUCAGGUAAUAAUGAAGAAAAUUCAUUCUACGAGGCUUGCAGCUUAUAA
Messenger RNA from Adineta ricciae, 363 nucleotides. NCBI's taxonomy places the organism in Eukaryota, Metazoa, Rotifera, Eurotatoria, Adinetida, Adinetidae. The record is from the annotation of a GenBank genome assembly.